CGUUCUAUUUUCCAAUAAAUCUUUCAGCUCUUUCCCACCCAACACAAAUAUUAUUUACACUUUCUUGUUCGCCGUGUCCUCUAUGUGGGAAAACAAAGCUGCAGACAUUUCUCUGCCAGUAGAAGAAAAUUUCUAUGAAGCCUGAAUUAUUAUUCAUCUCUCUCUUUACGCUACUGCAGGAUUUGAAUGCCUUGACUACUUCUUCUACUGCAAUUUACUCACAAGAAGACUGAUCAUACAUAUAUAUAUAUAUAUAUAUAUAUAUACUUUUUAUAGAGAGAGAGAGAGAGUAGAAACCAUUACUUAAGCCCUUCUCAGACAUCAGCUCUAGUUGUAUUCCAACAAUGUCGUUAAAUUUUAGCAGGUGGCUGCUUUUGUUGUUUGCCUUUCUAACCACUAAUUUUCUGCUUCUUUCUUCCACACCCUUUCCAUUUUCACUUGCAAAACACUCUUACUUUCCCACUACUUGUACGUUUCAAGCAUUAACAGGUGAAUCUUUGUCUUGGCCUUGGGGUACAAGAACCCAAAGGUUGCUCUAUGAUAAUUCAACUACUACUGAACCACAACGAGACCAAGUGGACUCAACUGAUCAUCUUGUAUUGGCUCCAAGGAGAACCUACAGAAAAGACCCUCUUAAUCAUUUCAAAAGGUACACCGGAGGCUGGAACAUCACCAAUCCCCAUUACUGGGCUUCAGUCAGUUACACUGCUGUUGCUUUUUUUGCUAUUGCGGCAAUCUGGUUUGCAGUUUUUGGGCUCUGCUUAUCUCUCGUCUGUCUCUGCCACUGUUGCUGUCCAAGGGAACCAUAUGGCUAUUCUCCAAUUGCUUAUGCUCUCUCUCUGCUUUUCCUCAUAUUCUUUAUGGUUGCUGCAAUCAUCGGAUGUGUUGUCUUAUACACUGGGCAAGAGAAAUUUCAUAGCAGUACCAUAAACACUUUGGAAUAUGUCGUCCAUCAGGCAGAUACCACAUCUGAGAAUCUAAGGAAUGUGUCUGAAUAUCUUUCUGCAGCCAAGCAAAUUAACAUUAGUCAAGUUUCUCUGCCUCCUAAUGUCCAAACAGACAUUGAUCAGAUUCAGACGACGAUAGACUCUUCAGCCACUACCCUUGCCACUAAAACGAGAGAUAAUUCAGAAGACAUCAAGCAUCUAAUAGAAUCAGUGAGAUUGGCUCUUAUCAUACUCUCUGCUGUUAUGCUUGGUCUCACAUUUCUUGGGUUCGUUUUUUCACUUUUUGGCAUGCAGCUUCUGGUGUACAUCUUGGUGAUUAGUGGAUGGAUUCUUGUGACUGCAACAUUCAUAUUGUGUGGCAUUUUUCUUCUUCUCCACAACGUGACGGGAGAUACUUGUGUAGCAAUGAACCAUUGGGUCCAAAAUCCAACAGCUCACACAGCUCUCGAUGAUAUAUUGCCUUGCGUGGAUAAAACCACUGCCCAAGAUACCUUGAACAGAAGCAAAGAAGUCACAUCCCAAUUAGUGAAUGUGAUCAAUACAGUCAUCAGUAAUGUGUCAAACAUCAAUUUUGCCCCAAACUUUGUGCCUUUGUACUACAAUCAAUCUGGUCCUCUUGUGCCAAGCCUAUGCAAUCCAUUUAAUCCUGACCUCACGGAUCGAGAGUGUGCACCUGGUGAAAUGGAUCUCAACAAUGCAACAGAGGUGUGGAGUGGCUAUGUCUGUCAAACAUCACCAAGUGGUAUCUGUGUGACGACGGGACGUCUGAAUCCGACUCUUUAUGAUCAAAUGGCUGCUACUAUAAAUGUGAGCUACGGCUUGUACCGAUAUGGUCCAUUCCUGGUUGAACUUGAAGAUUGCAGUUUUGUGCGGCAAACGUUCUUAGAAAUAGAAGCCACUUAUUGUCCUGGGCUAGGAAAAUAUAGCCAACGGGUUUAUGUUGGGCUGGUGAUGGUUGCUACUGCAGUUAUGCUGUCUCUAGUGUUUUGGGUGAUAUAUGGAAGAGAGAGGUGGCGCCGUCUCUAUACAAAAGACCAUACACCAGCAGGCGAAGAAGGCAAUAAGCAUGCUGAAUAAUUCUCUUUUCAACAUUUUCAUGUAUUUGCACCUUUUUGGGCAUUACAACACUUAUGUGGUAAUUGAUUAUGUGUUUUUUCUCCAUGAA
Sesamum indicum (sesame) is the source of this 2112-nucleotide messenger RNA. RefSeq lists its product as uncharacterized. Gene Ontology annotation, cellular component: plasma membrane; plasmodesma. The record is from RefSeq and is a predicted model, not a curated record. Lineage: Eukaryota; Viridiplantae; Streptophyta; Magnoliopsida; Lamiales; Pedaliaceae.